UUUAUCAUAUAUCAUAUAAAUAAUUUGUGUGUGAAUUUGAGGUUAAAAUUUUUAAUUAAUAAUUAAAGAAAGAACAAUAUCUAUUUAGAAAAUAAUUAUAUACUACAUUAUGGAUUCUCAACGGCAUGAUUCUCCACAAUCAAUUUUUUUAGUAGAUAAAGACAAUAAUAGAUUGGAAAUUACUCCUGAAAAUAUAAAAUUACUUCGAGAUUGUACGACUGAAGGAUUUAAAAAAAGAGCAUUACCGCUGAGUUUAUCUUGUGGUAUUAUUUCUUAUAUGUUUCUGAAAAAUAAGGGUAAAAUAGACAAACGUUUAAUGGUUCCAAUUGUUUUUUGCUCUGCUGUUGGAGGUCUUACUUUCGGUUUAGCAAGUUACAAUAAAAUAUGUGCCGAACGAUUAAGAAUUGCAAUUGUACAAAAUUCAAGAAGUUACAACCAAAGUGAUAUGGAAAAUCAAAACAAUCCAGUUUCUUCUCAAAAAAAUUACGAAAUGUUUACUCGAAGUAAACCAACAGACAUAGAAGUGUCAACAACGAGUGAUUUUGACACUGUAAAUAAUAUUGUAGACAUGGACAAUGUGGAAAUACCCUUUCAAUCAAAGACUUAUGAUGGGCAAAGGAAUUAUGUAACGUAUGAUGAAUUAAGGGAGAGGAAUAGAACAGAAUAUAUGCAAAAACAAAAAUAUAUGCAACCAUACCAAGGAGUACAACAAAGAUACAAUUCUCCUCAAUUUAAGGAUAAAUCAAAUAAGGUAUAUUUUCCUGAAGAAAAAUUUGGAGAUAACGUACAAAGUAAUCCUAUUGGUACACAAGAAUUUGAAUAUAAUGAACAGUUAAGCAAUCAACGAAAAGAUCGGGUGCAACCUGAAAUGUAUCCAACUCAAGGUAUUAAUCGUCCCUCAAGGCAACGAAAAAAUGAGUAUGGUGAUGAUUGGUAGUAUUAGUUUUUAAUAUAUAGUCAUUUUAUAUGUAUUCUGUUUAAAUAAAAGAAAAUAAAUAACUACCUCAAUA
Molecule: messenger RNA, 1010 nt
Organism: Leptopilina boulardi
Lineage: Eukaryota; Metazoa; Arthropoda; Insecta; Hymenoptera; Figitidae
Exons: 6
Coding region: 110-937 (275 amino acids)
Cellular component (GO): endosome
Source: RefSeq, a predicted model, not a curated record